UCUUCUUCUUCUUCAUCUUCUUCUUCUUCCUCUUAUCUCUCUGUUAUAGAAGCUUGGAAGAAAGAGAAAGAGCAUCCAUGGCUAUUUUCACAGUUAUUAUUGGAGUUGUAUUGGGACUUUGCCUCUUGAGCACUUUCCUUUUGAGAUGGAAUGAGAUGAAGUACAAGAAGAAAGGCCUACCCCCUGGUACCAUGGGUUGGCCACUUUUUGGUGAGACCACUGAUUUCCUCAAACAAGGCCCCAGCUUCAUGAAAAACCAGAGAGCAAGUUAUGGAAGCGUUUUCAAAUCUCAUAUCUUGGGUUGCCCUACAAUUGUCUCAAUGGACCCAGAACUUAAUAGAUUCAUUCUCAUGAAUGAAGGCAAAGGAAUCCUUCCAGGAUACCCUCAAUCCAUGCUCGAUAUUUUGGGCAAAUCGAAUAUCGCAGCUGUUCAUGGCUCUGCUCACAAGAACAUGAGAGGUGCAUUGUUAUCACUUGUUAGCCCCUCAAUCAUCAGAGAACAAAUCCUCUCCAAAAUCGACGAGUUCAUGAGAUCCCAUCUUCUUAAUUGGAAUAAUCAAAUCAUCGACAUUCAAGAAAAGACCAAAGAGAUGGCGCUUUUAUCAUCACUCAGACAAAUUUCUGGAACUGAAUCUUCCUUAUUAUCGAAAGAAUUCAUGCGUGAAUUCUUCAACCUUGUUGUCGGGACUCUUUCGCUUCCAAUUAACCUCCCGAACACAAACUAUCAUCGCGGAUUACAGGCUAGGAAGAACAUUGUGAGAAUGUUGGAGGAAUUGAUUGAUGAAAGAAGACGUUCUCAAGAAACCCAUAAAGAUAUGCUUGGUUUGUUGAUGAGUGGUGUGGAAAACAGAUAUAAAUUGAGCGAUGAAGAGAUGAUUGAUCAGAUAAUUACGAUUUUGUAUUCUGGGUAUGAGACAGUUUCGACUACUUCAAUGAUGGCUGUGAAGUAUCUUCAUGAUCAUCCAAGAGUUCUUGAAGAACUUAGAAAAGAACAUUUGGGAAUCAGAGAGAGAAAAAUGGCAGAGGACCCACUUAACUGGAAUGACUACAAGUCCAUGAAGUUCACUCGUGCGGUAGGUUUUGAUUUUUAA
Molecule: messenger RNA, 1091 nt
Organism: Lactuca virosa
Lineage: Eukaryota; Viridiplantae; Streptophyta; Magnoliopsida; Asterales; Asteraceae
Source: the annotation of a GenBank genome assembly